AUGAAACGCGGUUCUCUGCCAAGCCAACGCCGAGUCGCUCCACGAAUACGGCCGCGGUCCCCGCAGCCCGCCGAAAAACGACUUACGCGACACCCCCUCCGCCACCCCACGGCCGGCCGGAACCACCUUCUCCGGCGGCCGCCGCCUCAUCCCCAGCGGCCCCGAGCCCUUCAUCCCUUCACUCCUAAAAAUUCCGUUUCCGAACACCAGGGCGGCCCCCAGCAGCCCCGACAUGAGGAGGAGGACCACCGCGGAAGUCCGCCGCCGCCUCCGGCGCCUGCCCGUGGCCUCCUCCGGCGGGACGUGGGCAUCAAUAAGAGGGGUGUACGGGCAGGAGAUGCGGCUGUCGGGCAGCUGGUCGUGAUCGGCGGCCAUAUUCUUUUCGAAUGUUGUUCCUGUGUUGAUUUCAUGGCCACACCACGAAAUGCGCAAAUUUUUAUAAGGGGGGAGCUGCAAGCUCCUUGCGCUGGACGUCGACCAGUAGAGGUGGCACUUGGCCUGGCCCAAGCCAAAGCCCAGGACCCCAGUAGAGGUGGCACUUGGCCUGGCCCAGGCCAAAGCCCAGGAUCUGUGUACACGAACAUUGUUCAGCCCAUAAAGGUUUAG
This is a messenger RNA of Striga asiatica, 606 nucleotides long. NCBI's taxonomy places the organism in Eukaryota, Viridiplantae, Streptophyta, Magnoliopsida, Lamiales, Orobanchaceae. The record is from the annotation of a GenBank genome assembly.